Messenger RNA from Phytophthora sojae, 336 nucleotides. RefSeq lists its product as hypothetical. Lineage: Eukaryota; Oomycota; Peronosporomycetes; Peronosporales; Peronosporaceae. The transcript has 2 exons. Gene Ontology annotation, biological process: proteolysis. The record is from RefSeq and is a predicted model, not a curated record. Gene Ontology annotation, molecular function: cysteine-type peptidase activity. The annotation marks the transcript as partial.
GACCACAUCAGUUUUGCCAUUAUUGAGAAUCCGAUGAGCCCGGCGGAUACUGUUUGCUACCACGUCAACUCAAUGCGCGGGUGCCACGAUUCGGAGGCAAUUUUUGCUGCGUUGAAGUGCAGGGCGGAUGCAAAAUCAUUUGCAUACAAGACGAGCCCUCGCCAAGCUCAUUUGUCUGACUGCGGAGUGUAUAGGCUACACUAUAUGCACAAGGUAGCACACUAUAUCUCUGAAAAAAAGCCGGCAUCGAUUGCAGACGAGAUGGAGUCACUGACCAGCAGCAGCUUCAACGUAGCCAAGGCCAGCCACUUCCGAUCGGCUCUACUCCAGGCGCUU